Molecule: messenger RNA, 938 nt
Organism: Ipomoea triloba (trilobed morning glory)
Lineage: Eukaryota; Viridiplantae; Streptophyta; Magnoliopsida; Solanales; Convolvulaceae
Product: RING-H2 finger protein ATL8-like
Exons: 1
Coding region: 10-603 (197 amino acids)
Source: RefSeq, a predicted model, not a curated record
GAACUCGAUAUGACUCCUCCACGUAGAUUCCUCUCAAGCAACAACUCAUCACCGAAUCCACCGCCGCCGAUACUGGCGGCGGCGGCGCCGGAGCCACCGUCCAAAGUAGUCCCGGAGCCUGAUAUUGUAGUCAUCAUAGCGGCGCUACUUUGCGCACUAAUGUGCGUGGCGGGACUCGUUCCGCUAGCCAGGUGCGCGUGGCUCCGGCGGAGCCGCCGCGCCAGGGCGAUCGGCGGCGGCGCGAGCCGACAGCCGACGCCGUCGAACAACGGUCUGAAGAAGAAAGUGCUCCGAUCGCUGCCGAAGUUCACUUACGGCCCCGCCUUCGCCGCCGCCGGCGAGCAAUUCCCGGCCGACUGCGCCAUAUGCCUGACGGAGUACGAGGACGGCGACGAGAUCCGAGUGCUGCCGCAGUGCCGCCACGGCUUCCAUGUGAAAUGCAUCGACACCUGGCUCGGCUCCCACUCGUCCUGCCCGUCGUGCCGCCAGAUCCUCGUCGUCGCGCGGUGCCGGAAGUGCAGCCGCAAGGAGAUUCCGUCUGUCUCGGCCGCCGGAGCCGGAGAAGAUUCUCGAAGCACCAGUAAUAAUAAUAUUCUAGGUUAAACCGGAAAUGGAGUUCAAUUGUAGCUGUAAAAAAUGUUUAUCUGACAAUUCAGUAGUAUGCGAGAGUGGAGCCAAGCAGUUCCGUCAUGGCGGCACUAUGCUCCGCCGUGUCUUGCGGCAGUUCCGCCGCCUCGAGUGUAGUUCUGGGUAUUCGGGUCGGGUCGAGAUGCAGGGGAAGAAGUCGUGAAGAGUUGGCAUUGCACAUAUAGCCAUAUAGGUUGGCACUGUAAUAGUGUAAUGGCAGUCAAAGAGUAUAAAAUUUAUUUGUCUUAAUAUUUUUGCUUAUGAGAUGUUUUUUUAAAACAUAAAUAUUAAAAAAUACUCCAUCAUCAUCA